AUGGAAAAGGAUGCGAGCGACUUCGCAAGAAGAUGCAACAAGUUCCAACGGCAUGCGAACUACCCUAGACAAUCACCAAAUGAGCUAGUGAGCAUGACCAGUCCAUGGCCCUUUGCUAUGUGGGGAAUCGACUUGAUUGGCGCGUUACCAACAAGAAGAGGAGGAGCAAAGUAUGCGGUUGUAGCAUUAGCUUACUUUACUAAAUGGGUUGAAGUAGAGCCUCUAGUCAAUAUAACAGCUAAGAAAAUCACCACCUUUGUCAACAAGUUUAUCGUCUGCAAGUAUGGAGUGACCUACAAGAUAAUCUCCGACAACGGAACCCAAUUUGAAAGAGGGUUGUUCGAUGAAUAUUGUAGAGAAAUGGGGAUCAGGAGGACUUUUUCCACUUUAGUACACCCACAAGCCAAUGGACAAGUGGAGGCCAUCAACUAG
Humulus lupulus (European hop) is the source of this 432-nucleotide messenger RNA. RefSeq lists its product as uncharacterized. Gene Ontology annotation, biological process: DNA integration. Bases 1 to 432 code for a protein of 143 amino acids. The transcript has a single exon. Gene Ontology annotation, molecular function: nucleic acid binding. NCBI's taxonomy places the organism in Eukaryota, Viridiplantae, Streptophyta, Magnoliopsida, Rosales, Cannabaceae. The record is from RefSeq and is a predicted model, not a curated record.